Messenger RNA from Exophiala mesophila, 3736 nucleotides. RefSeq lists its product as uncharacterized. Bases 273 to 2711 code for a protein of 812 amino acids. Lineage: Eukaryota; Fungi; Ascomycota; Eurotiomycetes; Chaetothyriales; Herpotrichiellaceae. Gene Ontology annotation, molecular function: telomerase RNA binding; telomeric repeat DNA binding; protein binding. Gene Ontology annotation, cellular component: telomerase holoenzyme complex. Gene Ontology annotation, biological process: nuclear-transcribed mRNA catabolic process, nonsense-mediated decay. The transcript has 6 exons. The record is from RefSeq and is a predicted model, not a curated record.
CUUCGAUCUGAGUAAACUACCACCCUUGACUACUGCUCGAUCACUACUGGAUGUGUUUCGAGCCUGCAUUCGGUCCUUCGAACAUCCUCCACGUGUGACGCUUCGUCCCUCCACAUCUUCCUCUCGGUCUAGGUCUCAGUCCUUGACCCGAGCCAGGAAGCGAAACUUUGUCCCAAUGGAUCGUAUCCUGACGCGGUGCCCAGCUUGUUCAAGGCACUCUGCUUGACCCAGAUCGUGGUCGCCAUGAUCCAGUAUCCCUACCUCAAUUCGCCAUGGAAGAACCUGCCCGCAAGGCACUCAGACAUGUACAACGUUUAGAAAAUGACCUCUCCCACAACUUGUCUCGCAAAGACCCUGUCUACCCCUCCUUCGAGCCCAAGUUGGCAGAAUUGCGAUCUGCAUGUCAGGACUUCAUCUUUCUGGACAUUACACAGGCCGGAAGUGAAAGAAUUGAAGUCCGUCUCUGGGACUUGCAUGCAAGGGUCAAUCAGAAAUUCAAACCUUUCCUCACCCAAUUCAAAGACGAACAAGGCAAGAAGAGACAUGUGGAACGACGGAAAGCUGAAAAGCUAUAUCUCGACUUCCUCAAGUCCAGCCAACGCUUUUAUCGUGGUUACAUUCAACGACUGGCUUCUCACUUUAAAGACAUUCCCGAGGUUCUUCAAGUGGCAAAGAAGUUCAAUCUUGACACAUUAACCGCAGAUCCUCUUGUUCAGGUCGAUGAUUCGCUCAAAAAGCAUAUCGUCCAUUCCUGUUACUUGAGUCUCGUCCAGCUUGGUGAUCUGUCCCGUUAUAGGGAGUCAGAAAUCCCCAAGAAGACUCCCGACUGGGGUCCUGCGAAAGGGUAUUAUGAGCUUGCCAUAGCCCUUGACCCUACUUGGGGCACCUCCUACAACCAACUGGCUGUCAUCGCUCUCAAGGAUCAAGACCACCUUCGAGCGGUCUACUAUCUUUAUCGGUCCAUCUCUGUCGAGAAUCCUUUCCCUCAGGCUCCGAAUAACCUUGAACUCGAAUUUAAAAAGAUCAGAGCCCGGGCUUUGCAAGGCAAACCUAUCUCGCCAAACAACACGGAGAAAGAUGGCACACUUUGUGAUCUGUUUCUUGUUUUUCACGCUUCUUGUGCAGACAUCACCUUCGUCAGCGAUGAAGUCCAGCUGGAUGAAAUGUUACGGAGACUCGGAGAUCACUUGAAGGACAAGCCGUCGGAUUCCAACACUCGAAAGCUUUGCUUGAUAAACAUUGCUGCUGAAGAGGUUGUGGCUCAGAAGAUUCGUGCUGGCAGCACGGAAAUUCAACCGUUUCGUAAUUUGCAACAGCUCAACGUCGGCACCUUUUUCUUACUUUUACGGCUCUUACUCGCUGAACUCCAUGCUACAAGACGUGCCGAGAAGCUUUCCUCAUCAUCUCCACAAUCUGUCGAGUUCACGGCACUCACGCGUCGAAUCCUUCCGCACCUUCGCCUCUACAGCAGCUGGCUCUUAAGUACCACCGAACUGCUCAUGGCGCGCACCGAACUACAACUUCAAAUGAGAACAUUCUGGCAUAUCUAUGCCGAAACACUCAGCAUGUUGGUUGCCAUUUUUCCAAUCAUUGACAUUGUCGAGGUUCCAUACUUGCUGAGUGAGGACGCCGAUACGAUUGGGUUCUCUCCUUUUAUCGAUUUAGUCCGAAAACAACAUAUGUUCAACUCUAAGGACAUGCUCAAACCUGUCUACAAUGAGGAGAUUUUUGGCCCACGGAGUGUGGACGAUGAGAUGCUCUCUCGUGUCAAGAGUCUGGUCAAAGAUGGAAUUCUCCUCUGCCGGCACCAGGAACAAUUUGGGAGCAUAUCAGUGCCGUUGCAAUUUGCAGGAAAUCGUUUUGUGGCUCUUGAUAUUGAACCCAUUCAAGACGUCCAUCCUGUACCCGUUCAUGAUCUUCACUCGACGUCCAUACACGGCGUAAAUCCCGACAAUGUCGACUUGGGGAGAGUUAAACAGAGGCUUUCACAAGAUGUUCCUCCACAAGCCGACAACAUCUCGGAAGCUGGCGUGACCGAAUCUGCAACAUCAACAAUGGAGAAUAUGGUCAAUGAUCUCACACACCCCGAGCCCGCACAACGUGCUGGGUUUCGCAGUAUGGUGCCUGAUCAACCAUUGACUCCUACCUUGAAAACUCCAACGGCGUCAUCCUUUUCCGAUCGCGCGCUGCCGCAUCUUCAAGGCUCUAGUUUCACCGCUCGAGAUCUUGUACAACAACUUCAUCAGGGACCUACAAGCCCAUUUAUUCCACCUGACGCGGUUGGAAGUCGGCCGAACUUGCCUAGCAUAUACAACUCACCUUUUGCACCUCUCCCGGGUGAGACGCCUGGAUCAUCGCCUCGGCCGAGUACAGUUACAUUUCCAACGCCGUUUACGACCAAUUCCCAAGCGCAGUUUCGCCUCAAUCUUGCACAACAGGAGCAACAAUUGCAAGAUAGGUCAUCACCCGCAGAGUUGCUCCAAGCGACAUUGUCAAGCCACUAUUCGGAGACACCAGCACAUCUAAAAAUAUGGGGACCUCGAUUGGAGCAGUCGCAACUUUCGUCAUCACCUUUUGCAGUACAGUCAUUCUCCCCUUCGGUUCACGGAGAGAUUAUUUCACGCCAGGCUCCACAAAGAGCUUCGUUCGGAGCCAUUGGGGAAUCUCGACCUAGGAGUAGCGGCGCCCCUACCAGUGGACAGGCAGGAUGAGACUAUGACUUUGCUGUUGUUAGCUCCCAAGCCUUUACUUGGGAUGAGGGCAGGGUCUGGCUCGAGUCCACGGUCCCGCAGUCCCUGAUUUGGCAGAGCGCCGCGUGAGUCUCGAUCAUGUACCAGGCCAUCUUCGACAAGGGUUUCCAGCAUAUCAAUGCAGGUGGCAUUAUUUCGGGUUCGCGCGGAGCGAGGCUGCUCGUUCGCCCGAACUUGUGUUUUGUGCUAUAGCUUCGUUUAUCAUCGGACUUUGACCCGGUCCUGCCUUUUCUCCUCGCCUGAGGCGCCAACUCUACCACAGAUGGUGAUCUAUUUCGUUUAACAAGUCGUGGAGGACAUGGUAUCAUAAACCAGGAAUACAGCCUUGUUGAAUGAGGCUGAACGCGUUGAGGCGUCAGAAUUGCCAUACCAAACUGUGGUUGGCAGGCAGCAUAGCAGUGGCAUCAUGCCACUUUCCUGGUACGGCAAUCUGGCGAAUGACCUGAAGCCCUGCACUCUAAUAGUUGAUGCGAUGACCCUCCAUACAUUGGAUAAUUGAUCAUGCCUUGUAGGUCUGCUUGGGGUAUGGGUAUCUGAGAGAAUGUCAUUAGCAUUAGAAGACAAGAAGUAUGAGGAAGGGUAAUGAGGGAGGCGUACGAGGGACCAAGCUCCUGCAAACCCAGACGAGCCAGCCAAUGACCCUUCUUGAUAGCCACUUCGAGAGAAUCACCCUCAACAAUACCAGCGGCAAAGCCUCCAGCGAAGGCAUCACCAGCUCCAUUGGUAUCGUUGAUCAAAGAGGCCUCGAUCGCCGCAACAGGGAAUUCCUUAAUCUCAGCAUCCUUACCCUCCUCCUUGAUCGCCACAAUUGUAGGUUCCGUGCCUUGGGUAAUGAUCACAACUCUGGGUCUCUUGGUGUUAACCUUAGGCUGUUCCACCAUCAACUUGGCCGCCUCGGGAAUACUGAUAUCCUUAUGUCCGGCAGUCUCAGCCCAGGUCUUGGCCUCAUUCUCAUUUCCAAAGAUAUAAUCACAGUACGGCACGAC